UUUUAUUCAGUAAGGUUGCCGGACUGCCUUAGUGAACAGCAUUUUACAGCACUCGCUUUUUUUCGAUAAGUUUCAACUUACAUUUAUUUUUCUGAUAUCGUUUAUGCAACUGUGAAAUAAUAUAGACGUCGGAAAUUUCGUAGCUGAUUUUAUUUCGUGCGGAACUGUGAAAGAAUAUAGACGUCGAAAAUUUCUUUUUCUUUUCUCUGUUUUUUUUUAAUAAAAUAUAAAUAUAAUUUAAAAUAUACAAAAAAUAAUCAUGUUUGAGAAAAAAAAGCAAACUGAACAUAAGCCGCGAGAUGACGGGGUUGAAUUGGAAAAUCAGUUUAUUAUACGCUUUCCAAAGGAAGUGGCCGAAGGCAUCCAUGAAGCCAUACAGACAGGCAAUGUGAAGGAUCGCCUAUUUAUCAAAUUCGACCAGGAUUUGCGCUAUGGGGAAGUGCGUUUCGAUGACCAAAUGCUCUAUGCCAAACUUGUCGACUUGCCCACUAUUAUGGAAAGCUACAAGACAAUUGAUAAUAAAAGCUUCUACAAAUCGGCGGACAUUUGUCAGUUGCUCAUUUGCAAGGAAGAGCCGGAGGACGAGACUGAAAAGGAAUCGCCCAACAAAAACAAGAAAAAGGAUCCAAACAAGGUGGACAAGAAGUAUUUGUGGCCCCAUGGCAUUACUCCACCUUGUAAAAAUGUGCGUAAACGACGUUUUCGCAAAACUCUAAAAAAGAAGAAUGUGGAGACUCCCGAAAUCGAGAAGGAAGUGAAGCAUCUAUUGCGCAUCGACAACGAGGCAGUGCGUGUCGAGUACGAGAUUAUCAAUGAGGAGGACAAGCCGAACGAUGACAUGGACCCGUCCGAUGUCAAGCCGUACAACGAGGCCGACGAUGAUAUACAGGAGGAGACAAUGAAUGCUGGUGAUAAGGGGGCUGAUGAAGGCGCUUCACAGCGUGAAAUUAAUGUAGAAUCGGAUGAUGAUGAGGCUAGCAAUUUCGAGACUAAUCGUGCUCCCAAUAUGGGUGUCGCUGCACAUGAUAUAUUUGGCGAAGAGGUGUCCACUACAGAUGACGAGGAUGAGCCUACUUUGCCGGGGAAUGAUUCGCGUCUGGAAGAAUCCUCGCGUUUAUCUGCUGAAGACUCACGUAUGUCUGAUUUCUUUGGGGUAAGCGGUAAUAGUCAGGGAGGGGGUGAUAAACAGGGGCAUAAUGAAUUUACUAAGUCCAUGUUCGCUAGGGAGCCGAGCAGUCCCAAGCUGAGUACCGCUGGCUCAAGUUCGAAUCUGGCAGCUCCGUGCGCUUUCUAUGAAAAUCAGAAGAUGAUGAAUAAGCGCGAAGAAUUUGAGAAUUUAGGGUUUAUGGAUGAUUCACAUCCUCAAUAUACACAGCAGCAAAUACAAGACAAAAUAAAUAACCUUAAUCGACAGAUCAGCGACCUAAGGGCACAACAAUCUCAAAAAUCUAUAGAAAUAGGUUCAAUUCAAAAUGCUACACUGAAGCAGCGCAUGCAAGAGACGCUGGAUAAUCUUUUUGCUCAGAUCAAGGAGCGUGAACAGGAGCUUAAGAACUUAGAAAACAUGAUGGAGCAAUAGACCUACCUGAUAACUUUAAUUAUUUAAUAAUUAAUUAUUUAAUAUUUAGCAUAUACUUAAUUACAAUAUGUAUUAUGUGCCACACACAAUACCAAAAUAAAUGUACACUUACAUUUUACACUUACAAUUGAUUGUUCGCAUUAUAAAUAAAUAUUGUGAUAUUCAAAAUA
Messenger RNA from Drosophila mojavensis, 1749 nucleotides. RefSeq names its product transcription initiation factor TFIID subunit 7 (gene Taf7). Bases 260 to 1579 code for a protein of 439 amino acids. The record is from RefSeq and is a predicted model, not a curated record. Gene Ontology annotation, biological process: transcription initiation at RNA polymerase II promoter; RNA polymerase II preinitiation complex assembly. Gene Ontology annotation, molecular function: RNA polymerase II general transcription initiation factor activity. The transcript has 2 exons. NCBI's taxonomy places the organism in Eukaryota, Metazoa, Arthropoda, Insecta, Diptera, Drosophilidae. Gene Ontology annotation, cellular component: transcription factor TFIID complex.